AUUGUGCCCACUGUAAACAUGGCGGCUCGAAUGCAUCAAAAGUGGCUGUACGAUCGCGCUUUAGGCUUUAUCAAAACGCGAAAUUAUUCCUCAAGUUGUGGGAUGAUUUCGUAUAAGAACUGUAGAGACUCAGGAACUCUUUGGUCAGGUAAAUUUCCGCACAGAUCGCACAACAUUACCUGCCCUAAAAUGCCCUCUGUGCGACUGUGCUGUAAUAUGACAGUUAAAUAUUAACUAUAUUAAUAACAUAUAAAUAUUAACUAUGUUUUAUAUAGUGUGCAAUUUUGUGAAAUCCCUUAGUAGGGAUGUUUUUAACUGUAAGCCUAGUGACAUUACUGACAUAGUUUAUGGACAACAGAUAAUCUAACUCCAGCCCCCCUCCCCCCCCUGGAAAGCCCCACCCCUGCCCGGAAAGUACAAUCUGCUAGGCCCACAUAUUGUUGAGUAGUAUGAUAGAUGAGCAUGUUAGCGACAAUGGUAAAGGCUUGUUUCCAAUCAGCUCUCAACUGUUGGAACUCUGUCAAAGUAACCAAUAUAUUUGCCAAGGCAAAUUACAUGUAUGUAGCCACAUGGAGACCGGGCUUAAAUUAUAAUUCACCCUGUACCUAUCUUUGUUACCCUAUCUAAUGGAAGACAAUUAUAUUCAAAGGGAAAGCAUUGGAUGUUAAAAGGUAAUAUCAUAAUUUUGUCACAGGGCCAAGUACUUCAUCAAGAUCACUCACCUCUGCUGCAGUGGCUACAAACACACCAGCGUCACUAAACUAUGACGUACCUCGAAUACAAGUUGCUGUGUGUCUCCAAAGAUUACCGAUAAUAACUUGUGAAAAAACAGAUCUAGAAAAACUUUAUGCAGAACUGCAAGAGCAGCUCGAGUUUGAACACAGUUCGUUGUCAGAUUACGAAGUGUAUAAAAUUAAAAUGAAAAAUUUGCGGGAGAAGUUAAAAAUUGAUGAAGAUAAUGAGUCUUUGAAAAAAGAAGUUGCAACGUUAGAUUCAGAAUAUCAGGUGCUACGAUGAAGGAUUAUUGUUUGAGCCACGUUCUUCCCAAUUCUGCUCUCAGCUUCCUUCUUUUACCUUGUCCUUCUUCUGUCUAUCACUCUUCUGUCUCCACACUGGGCAAACUAACACAUUGCUUGGCCAUGAUGGGAAUUGAACCAGUCACCCUUGGUUUGCUAGGUUCAAUUCCCACCUCAGUCAAGCAAUUUUUCAGCUUGCCCAUAGUAGAGAUCAUAGUAACAUCAGCAAAAAAGUUAAACACCCAAGUCCAAGACCACAACCAGUACAUGUACAUAAUUGUUUUAGGAACUGCAAGAUAUAGAGCAACAACAUAUAAAAGAUGCUGUCUUGGGCAGUCCUAGAACAGAUGCGGAUGACACAGGCAACAAACAUUCCCCAAAUAGACAACUAGACAUACCAUUGUUUCUUUUGAUGCAAAACAAGGAGGAUGCUACAAAAUGGCAGUUGCCACAAGGUCCAGUAGAACCAGAGGAAACACUAAGACAGGUGAAGAAUUGGUCUUCUUCAACAAGUGAAUUGUUUUUUGUUCAUGAAUUUUGCUCACAUUUUAUGUAUGUAUAUGUAGGAUAAACAAACGUUUUCUUGACGUGUGUGUCUUCCUAACCUUUUCUUUUAGGCAGCAGAGAGGAUGAUAAGCAAUCAUGUUCAUGGUGAACUAAGUGUACAGUUUAUGAGUAACUCGCCUUCAGGAGUUUAUAGAAGACCUGAGAGAGAUGGACUGCCGACAGACACUCCAAAGGUGUGCUAUGGUCGACUGCACUAAUUGAAGUGUAGUUUAGUUCAGUUUACAGGGACAGACCAUUUCAGGAGAGGCCAGAUGAGGCAAAUUUUGAAAUCUUGAAAAUUUCACAUUUCGUAUUCCACAUCAAGUUUUGAAAAACAAAUACUCAUUCUGUUGAGCAGUAAAGAAAAAGUUCCAUAUUCCACAAAAAAGUAAAAUAAUUUCCCAUUCCAAAAUUCCGCCUCAUCAUGCUCCGAACAAAUCAAACUUUGCCAAAAAAUUAUUAGCUUGAAAGAAGGUUUAAUACCCUCUGUCUUGCAACACUGACAUCCAGUGUCGUUCAUAUGACCCUGGUGAGAAGACAGCACGUGUUUUAUGCAAGAUUUUCAAUUUUCUUUCAGAUUUUCUUCUACCAAGCCAACGUCCAGGGAGCAAUACACAGAUAUCCAGAUGAUGCCUGGACCCACUCAAUCUGGGCUUCGAAAGAUGAACUUGAAAAUUAUUUACCUAAAAACUAUUUUCAAAGCGUUUUGAAAUUUUUGUUAUAACACUUACGCAUAAUCCAUAUUAUUGAAAACAUUGUUAGUAAAUUUUCAUUUUAUUAUUUCUGAUGUCCUGUAAUUCACCACAUUUUUUUCACAAUGUCUAUGGCUCCAAAAUGACCGCAUGUUUUUUCGCGCCGGCUUUAAUUGCCAAUAUACCCUUCCGGAAAAUGCUCGAUCUUGGCUGUAUAAAGCAUCGUCUUCGUGAUUGAGAUAUUUGAUGACGCAUUUACGAAACCAUGUAGUUCUAUCAGCUAAGUAGCUAAUUCAUAUAACUUCGAACGGUCAACGGUCUGACGAAAACGUCAAUCGUAUAAGGUCUUUGACGUCUUAAUCACGAAACGGGGCUCUAUAUGGCCACGGCUAAAUACUUUCCGGAAAGAGUGUAUUAAUUGCAACAUAUAACAUACAAACGAUGUCCUGUGGGAAGAAUAGUAUAAAACAGAUAGAGCUAUAUCCAAUAUAACCAGAAAUGGCUUAAAUAAUUUGGCCUACUUCCAAUGAAUUUUUGCAAAAUCUACUGAACAUUUCCCACUGGUAUUGAUGAAAACACAAAUUCGCUAAAUACUCUAAUACAAAUAUUUACAACUUUACGAAUGAGUAUGUUCACUGUUCCCCACACAAAAUUUCGUUUAGGACCCACGAUUUAUAUUGCCCCAGGACUUGUUUGUUCUAUUUAUAUCGACUUUAUCUCAAGAUUAACCAAAGAUUGACAGGACCUUAGGUUCACCUAUUGGUAUAUCUUACGUUACAUAUGGAUACAAAGAUACCCUGAAUGGAUACAAGGAUACAUAUAUGAUCUUGUAGGAAAUUCAAUGCGUUGAUUUCAACUUCUUAAUUUCUUCUUUUAAUCGUUCAUUCUCUGCGACCAAGGCAUCGUUUAAUGAAUAUUGUUCGAGAAGUGCUUUCAUUUCAUUCUG
Paramuricea clavata is the source of this 3200-nucleotide messenger RNA. The record is from the annotation of a GenBank genome assembly. Lineage: Eukaryota; Metazoa; Cnidaria; Anthozoa; Malacalcyonacea; Plexauridae.